Messenger RNA from Folsomia candida, 2452 nucleotides. It is a transcript of the gene inc, whose product is annotated as BTB/POZ domain-containing protein KCTD5. The coding region runs from base 565 to 1431 and encodes 288 amino acids. The transcript has 10 exons. The record is from RefSeq and is a predicted model, not a curated record. Gene Ontology annotation, biological process: proteasome-mediated ubiquitin-dependent protein catabolic process; protein homooligomerization. Gene Ontology annotation, molecular function: cullin family protein binding. Gene Ontology annotation, cellular component: cytoplasm; Cul3-RING ubiquitin ligase complex. Lineage: Eukaryota; Metazoa; Arthropoda; Collembola; Entomobryomorpha; Isotomidae.
GGCAAUACAAACCAGCAGCAGAGUAGAAUACGCAGAAUGAGAAGGAGAAGAAGAACAACAAUCACUUUUUGUACGCUAUAUUAAACUAAUAACAAACAACUAAGAUAAUACACUUACACUUUUUAUAAGGGGACAAAAGCAGUGUCGCUGUCGUCGUCGAUUAAGACGAAACACUCCAAUUUUGUACUCUUGAUGAUAUUUAUUAUCCUUCAUUACUGCCAACUUUGAGUGCAAAUGUAUUUAUGCAGACGAGUAGAAUAAUAUUUAUUAGCAAGAUAAAAAGUGCAAGUGCUGCUGCUUUGUUGACCACCAACCGUCAAUCAAAAAAUUAAGGACAGGAGUGAGCGCAAGGUUUGCUGGUCUUGCUUGGAGCAGGUUAGUACAAAAAGAAUAGUGUAUGGUGUGGUGGAGUAAGCGAGUGGUGUGAGGAGAGGAAAAAUUCUUUAAAAAGACAGGAAAACAGGACCCAAGUAAAACAAGAUAAAAGACAAUAUUCCAAAGAACGAGUACUAGUAUUGGGGACUGAUUAGGGUUUGGACAACGAUUCUGUUCGUGGAAUUGGCAAUGAGCAGUGGAUAUUCAAGUUUAGACGAAGUGGAUAAGGCCGUGGCAUCAUUCAACAUGUCAAGUCCUUCUGAAACAAAUGAUAGUAUCAAUUCCAACAUUAACAGCUCAAAUGCAAACAACAUGACCCCAGAGGAAGACGAAGAUCAUAACAACCAGAGACCACCAUUGAUCUCAUCCGGGGGAACCAACGGAUCUUCUUUCCUCCCCUCGUCCUCGCUGUCCACAUCCUCUUCGGCUUCGUCCUCAAUUGGAGGACAGACUGGACUUGCACCACCUCCUUUGGGACAGUGGGUCCGUCUGAAUGUGGGAGGGACUCUUUUUCUUACAACAAAGACAACCUUGUGUCGGGAUCCAAAGUCGUUUCUUCAAAGAUUGUGUCAAGAAGACUCCGACCUUAUUUCGUACAAAGAUGAGACUGGAGCUUAUUUAAUAGAUCGGGAUCCAACGUAUUUCGGGCCAGUGCUCAACUACCUUCGUCACGGAAAAUUAGUUAUCAAUAAGGAUUUGGCCGAAGAAGGUGUGUUGGAAGAAGCUGAAUUUUAUAACAUAAUGGAAUUGAUCAAGCUCGUGAAAGACAGGAUAAGAAGACGAGACUUGCGAGGUGGUCAGCUGGACAAGAAGCACGUGUAUCGUGUUUUGCAGUGUCAUGAGGAUGAGUUGACCCAAAUGGUGUCCACAAUGUCUGAUGGGUGGAAAUUUGAGCAGUUGGUCAAUAUUGGUUCUCAGUACAAUUACGGAAAUGGUGAUCAUUCCGAGUUCCUCUGUGUCGUGUCUCGAGAAUGUAUUGAUUCUGGCAAUUCUAGCGUCCAAGACCAAUCCAAUGAUCGUGCAAAGGUGUUGCAGCAAAAAGGCUCCAGAAUGUAAUAACAAAAAUACGAAAAACGAUUUUAGAAAUUAGCUAACUCGUUGUUACUGUCCGUGUGCCCUCGUACAUAUUGUUCAUAACCUAUAUACCCUUGCAUUCUAUAUAUGUGGGUCGUACGCCACGUUGUUACAUGUGACGUUGUCGUGAUGAUUCCAUAUUUUAAUUUGAUGAUAUUUUGCACUGGAAAUAUUUUGAUGACGUUUCAAACGACUCGUAAUUAUGGAUUGUAAUUAUUUAAACCAAAAUGCAACUUUUAAAACUUGUUUUAAUGCUUGUCUAUGAACCCGUCAAAUGAUUAAAGUUAGUUUCAAUUUCGAGUAAGAAGAAUGUGUUACCAAACUUGUAGUCUGAGUUGAGUUAAAUCUACUGGACGUUUACGUAGAAUACUUUUACAUAAUUAUUUAUUAUUAUUAUAGGAUUAAUUUUAUAUUGAUGGUUUUGCAAGUACGUACAACGUAAGAAUAAUUACGUAAAACCUUAAAUUAUUUGUUAUGAACGGUUCAAUUAUAUUUAAUUAUUCUUGUGAGAAUGCUUUUGUUACAUGAAUAUUUAUUUGAUUUGAAAGUUUGAGAAAUCAGUGAUAAUAUCCAACAAACAAGUUAUUGUUACAAACAUGAUCCGUAUUCAAAACUGAUUGAUCAAACCCAUAUUUGCACUUUUAUAUAUUAAUAUUGAUGUCGUUUGUUACAACAAAACCAAACUAUAUAUAAAAUAUAUGUACGAUAUACAAGAUAAGACUAUACAAUUGUAAAAUAUUUACAACAAUGUUUUAUAACGCGACUUGUGGCUUCAAAUUUCAAUCGAUCAAUGAAGAUCUACGCAACUAUAAAGAGCUAUAGAAAAUAUGUGUACUACGUCGUACGUGUUUUAUUACAGGUUUAGAAUACAUACUUAAUAUCCAUUUGGACGUUUUACAUAUGAAUAUAUUAAUGUAUAAAAAUAGUGAUUGGGAUACACUAAAACUUGUAUUUGUAAAGACAGUGUGUUGUUAAAAGUUUAUUAAAAGUGAAUAAUAAUUGA